Messenger RNA from Spodoptera frugiperda (fall armyworm), 2851 nucleotides. Its product is annotated as transcription factor SOX-14. The record is from RefSeq and is a predicted model, not a curated record. NCBI's taxonomy places the organism in Eukaryota, Metazoa, Arthropoda, Insecta, Lepidoptera, Noctuidae. Gene Ontology annotation, molecular function: DNA-binding transcription factor activity, RNA polymerase II-specific; RNA polymerase II cis-regulatory region sequence-specific DNA binding. The transcript has 3 exons. Gene Ontology annotation, biological process: regulation of DNA-templated transcription; cell differentiation; anatomical structure morphogenesis. The coding region runs from base 503 to 1195 and encodes 230 amino acids.
GCAAAUCGAAUCAGCAUUCGAUUGCGUACGGGCGCGUUCUUUUUGCCCCAAGAUUGUGGUUUAAAAAGAAAUUUAAUCUUGCUAAUAAACAUGCAAACACGAACGCGGCGGCUACCUGUUGAAGCGCGCGAGACAAACGAUUCCUCAGCCAAUCACAGCCCAGCGGCCGCCCACGGCCCCCCAUCAUUGGCCAGCCACGCUAGAGGGGGGAAAUCCAAGGGGGGACAAGCCAGAGUUCGCCGUUAACAUGACACUAGCAAGAAAAGCGCCGCAUUGAGCUUUCGACGAGCUUUUCACUACGCGCGCGGUUAAUCGGUUAUUAUCGCCGAUAUUUUGUAUGUAACGCAAAUAAAUUGAAAAAAGAAAAUAAAUACUUACUGACAAAAAGGUUCAAAAAUAAAAUAUUGUUACGGAAAAUAAUGCGCGUUGCGUGCGUUGGGUGUGAAGGAAAUUAAUUUUUGCGAAGAAAGUUUUUUUUAAAUCCGUCAAAAUUGAUCUAACAAUGUCUCUGGGUAAACAGCCCAACGAUCACAUAAAGAGGCCGAUGAACGCGUUCAUGGUGUGGUCGCGGGGGCAGCGCCGGAAGAUGGCGCAGGACAACCCGAAGAUGCACAACUCCGAGAUCUCCAAGAGGCUGGGCGCCGAGUGGAAGCUGCUCACUGAGAUGGAGAAGCGGCCCUUCAUUGACGAGGCUAAGAGACUCAGGGCACUGCACAUGAAAGAACACCCAGACUACAAAUAUCGGCCUCGACGAAAGCCGAAACCUCUGGUCAAGAAAGAGCCGAAAUUCGGUUUCGGCAUCAACGGCCUGAUGGCACCAGUGCCGAGACUGGUGACGCCGUCAGUACCACAUCCAGUACAUCCACAGCUGCAUUCCAUGCCACAUCACUUACUACCAGACAAACCAGAGCUGAGCCGAGCGCUGUUCCCUCCACUGCCUUACCCAUUCUAUCCGUUUGCGAAAAUACCUUCCGACGAUGGAAAACUGGCUGCUGAGUUGGCACAUUUGCAGGUAAUCAUCAAUGAGGCACUAUACGGUGGAGCACUAUACAGCAGUGCUCUCUACAGCAGCGCUCUCUCCCCUUGCGGUUGUCCACCACGACGAACGCCCUCCCCUCCUCCGGCCGAUGUCAAGCGUCCCGUCGCCUACGUCCUCAUGAAGAGUGACGAGGAACCACCUCAACACGUCAUCUGAAGGCCGGUCGCGCUCCCUGCGAGGGCCUGGCCCUCACAUUGGGAGCGACCUUCCACCUCCGUACAGGAGCGCGAGACUAGCUCACCAGAUAGUGUGUAAGACUGAAUGGAAGGACAUUGACUUAAACGUGUGUUAUAGAGAGGAGACAUUCAACAGAUUCACCGGUUUCGGCCACAAAUAGUUUCGGUUUCCAUUCGAAUAGUGGACAGUGUUUGUUGUCUUGGCAUUAAAUAAAAUGGUGCUGUUCGUGACAUGUAUUUUAUCAAGAAUGGACUUUGAACGUGCAAUCAAUGUUACUGUUAAUGUGCAAUGUACCUUUUAGUUACUUUCUUGUAAGGAGCACUUUGAAUAGACAACAUAUCAUAGAAUUUACUCUUCAACUGUGUAAUAAAUAGACGUUAGUUAGGCAAAUUAAUGUCAAUUUUGUAAAAAAGACUAUUGUAAAACGUGUAUACAGUGUAAUCAUUCUUUAACUCUUCAAUACUAUUGUUUUUGUUGAAUUAGUUUCUAUUUUACUAGCCUUCGUGGUAUCCACACAAAUGUAGCUCAACUCUAAUGCAUUUAAUGUAUUUAAUCACUAAUAACUUGUAGUGCAAUAUUGUAAAAUGUAAUCGAAAAAACUUACAUCAUAAGUUAAGAAGAAAUGGACACGAAAGAAGGUAAUUGACACUAUUUUCUCAAUAUUUUGAUCGAUUUUGAUAUUAUCGAAAUGUAAUAUUGAUACUGGAGUUAAUAAUGUUAAUUAUUCUUUGAAACCUUGUAAAUAGCACUUGUAAAUACUUAAUAUGUAUGUAUUGCCAUAAGUAAUUGUUUUGUUUUUAAAACUGCGGUUAAGGUACUUAUUAUUUCAAUUAAUUGCAAUAAGAUUUUUAUGAUAUGUAACCAUGUAAUAUGUUGAAUUUAUUUGUUGUAUUUUUUAUGGUUCCUGUAUUUGACACGUUUUAUGGUUAAUUACAUAAAGGACGUGCUUGUAUUUUUCUGGAUAUGUUUGGGUAUAUUAUGGUUUAUUUUUAAGUUAAAUAUUUAUUUCUUACUUUAUUCUUAAGUUUAUUUCCUUACGGCAUUUAAUUAUUUGAGAGCAGUAUAUGACAAACAAGAGUAAAUCAAAGAUGGCGUCAGGAUUAAAAUUAAUUUGAACGUUAUUUUGUAGAAGAGUAUAUUUAAGAUUCACAUACCUAAUACUACGUAUUUAAUUUCUAUGUGUAUUGACACAGAAAUUAUUCAAAAUGAUAAAGGAUUGAAUAUUUCUCAAAUAUUCGCUUUAUACAAAGGAUAUUUGAAACCGUAUUAUUACUGACCAAAUUUUUCAAAAGUCUCGGCCUUCGUCUGUCGAAGCCGAAACCGAAUUCGCUAAGAUGGCACAGCACUAUAAUUUUCUGCAAAUUAAUGUUUAAAAAGUGCCGAAAUAUGUUUGAAAAUGUGUUUUCUAUUAGCAUUUUUAUUAAUUUUAUUAUAAUUCUCCCACCGAAGUAGUUGGUAUUAGUUAAAAGUUAUAUAAAAAUUAAUGUUUGUUUGUAUGUAUGUUAAGUAAUAAUGAAUUAUUGUUGAUAUUAUGUUAUUGUUGAAAUUUAAGUUUAGUAUGUUUCCUGAAGUUUUUAGUUGUAUUCAUGGAAUGAUUGAUUUUUAUAUGAUACGAAUAAUAAAUGAUACAUCGGA